Phyllotreta striolata is the source of this 381-nucleotide messenger RNA. The record is from the annotation of a GenBank genome assembly. NCBI's taxonomy places the organism in Eukaryota, Metazoa, Arthropoda, Insecta, Coleoptera, Chrysomelidae.
AUGUGGAUUUUUUUUGCAGGAGUUUUGGCUUUAAAGGAUGUCUCCAUAGACAUCCCUACAGCGGCUAAAACCGGCGAUACGAUAACUUUGAGAUGUUUCUUUGACCUCGAGGGUGAGCUAUUGUACACCUUGAAAUGGUACAAAGGCACCAAGGAGUUCUAUCGGUACUUGCCCAAGGAGUUGCCCGAUACCAGGACUUUCUCCUUACCGGGAGUUAACAUAGAUAUGACAAAGAGCAAUCACACCCACUUGAUUCUGACUAACGUUCAACCGGAAACCACCGGAAAAUACAAAUGCGAAGUAUCUACAGAAGCCCCGAAUUUCUACACUUUGAUGGUGUACAAAUACCUCUACGUCAUAGGUGAGUUAAUCCCUAUAUAA